Molecule: messenger RNA, 2874 nt
Organism: Australozyma saopauloensis
Lineage: Eukaryota; Fungi; Ascomycota; Pichiomycetes; Serinales; Metschnikowiaceae
Product: hydrolase
Exons: 1
Coding region: 1-2874 (957 amino acids)
Biological process (GO): ergosteryl 3-beta-D-glucoside catabolic process
Molecular function (GO): steryl-beta-glucosidase activity
Source: RefSeq, a predicted model, not a curated record
AUGUGUUGCAUGUGCGGCGGUCACCCCAGAUGUUCUUGUAUACAAUCUCAUAGUAUAACCGCGCUGCUUAUCACACUCAAGAUCAAAGAGGGGUCCAAUACCUCUUUCGAGAUUGCGACCUAUUUUAUUUUGUCUUCUAGAACGUACAUGUAUUCUUCCAUAGAGUCUCUUCUUGCUGGGGCCCGCUUGGCCCACGAGGUGGUCGCUGAAAGAAUCAAUCUCUACAAGGGGCCCUCACAUGCUGGUGGUGCUAAAUGUCUAGCGAAGCAGUUUGGUCCAGGACAAGUGCCUGAUGGUGUUCCGGAGAACUCAAUUACGAAGUGUCUGCCACUUACUGUCGAAGAUGGCGAGUUGGUAGAUGUUCAGGGAAGAAGAGUAGUUCUCAAGGGAAUAAACGUGGAUGCGGCAAUGAAACUUCCUGUCAAGCCUUUCAUGCCGUCAUAUUUGGGGGAUGCGAGCAAAGCUGACGACUUAUUUUAUGAUGGUGACAAUGUGUCCUUUGUUGGGCGUCCUUUUCCCUUAGAAGAGGCUGAAGAGCAUUUUCGCCGAAUCAAAUCUUGGGGCUUCAACACCAUACGAUACUUGGUGACAUGGGAGGCCUUAGAGCAUGAGGGACCUGGGAAAUAUGACGAGGAAUUUGUGGAUUAUACAAUCGAGGUGUUGCGAAUCAUUCAUAGGGUAGGCGGGCUUUAUGUGUUCUUUGACUGCCACCAGGAUGUGUGGUCACGAUUCUGUGGAGGAUCCGGAGCGCCAAUGUGGACACUAUUUGCUGCUGGCUUGCAACCAAAGCGUAUCUCCGUCACUGGUGCUUCGGUGUUGCACAGUGAUGGCCAGUUUGACGAGAAAUUACGUAGCGAAUCUAGUUGCUACCCCAAAAUGUUGUGGACCUCCAAUUAUAAACGACUUGCACUGUUUACCAUGUUCACGCUCUUUUUUGCAGGAGAAGCUUAUUUCCCCAACUUAAAAAUUAAUGGCACUAACAUCCAACAUUAUCUCCAAGAGCAUCAUUUCAAUGCUUUGAGCUAUUUAUGGCUGGCAGUUGUGAAACGUCUACCACUAUUGCUAGCUAAUGGUACAAUUUUGGGCUUCGAGCUGCUCAAUGAACCUAAUCAAGGGUUGGUAGGGCACCCAAACUUGGACAAAAUUCCUGAUUGUCAGCAUUUACGAAUUGGUACAACUCCUACAGUAUUUGACUGCUUGAAGCUUGGAGUUGGUUUACCUGUUGAGGUUGAUGUGUACAAAAUUGCGAUUACAGGGCCCCAAAAGUGUGGUCGUCAAAUCAUGGACCCUAAGGGUGCCCGAGUUUGGCUCUCUGCACAAGAAAUGAUGGACUGUGAUGAACAUUAUGGUUGGAAACGGUCUGGUUGGCUUCCAGAUACAUGCAUAUACUCCCAAAUUGGUAUUUGGAAUUACAAUGAUGAGAGAAUGGCUCUGUUGGACACUACUAGUCAAGAGCGUCGUUUAGCCUUUGCUUCAAAUGAAUGUCAGCUAUUGAAACCAACUUUUUUCAAUGAUAGUCCCAAAAGGUUUAAGGGUUGUUAUCGCCAAGAUCAAGACUAUGAUGUAGUGGAUACAAAUUUCUUCGUCAAUGUCUGCUUUGUGAACUUUUAUCUAGGCUUCAAAAAGAUGAUACGUGCGCUGGCGCCCGAUGCCUUUGUUCUCAUUCAGCCGCUUGUGUUAGUUAUCCCUCCGAAUUUGAGAGAUGACCCACGUGGAAUUAUUGACAAGAAGACAAUUUAUUGUCCUCAUUAUUAUGACGGUAUGUCUUUGAUGUUUAAAACGUGGAACUAUAGGUUCAACGUCGAUACCUUGGGAAUCAUGCGAGAUAGGUACUCAAAUCCAUUAUUUGGAAUCGUAUUGGGUGAAACAGCAAUUAGGAAUUGUAUCAAAAAGCAGUUUUGUGACAUCACAAAGGAAGGGAAGAAUAUGCUAGGUGAUAUCCCGGUGUUGAUGUCUGAGACUGGAAUGCCAUUCGAUAUGAAUAAUAAGAGAUCUUACAAUAACGGUCGUUUCCGUUGCCAGACCUCAGCUCUCGACGCUUUGGCGAACGCUCUUGAAGGCUCAGACAUGCAUCAUACUUACUGGUGCUAUGCAAGUAUCAACGGUCAUAAAUGGGGAGACCACUGGAAUAACGAAGAUUUCUCUUUUUGGUCCUCUGAUGAUCGAGAUGUGGCAGCUCUAUGUGACACUCAGGACCUGCUCAAAAAGGUAGAGGCAUUAAGUUUCAAGACAAGCUCUACCUUCUCGCGUGAAAGUUAUGGCGGCAGUAGAAUUAGUCCAUCUUCGAGGCAACUCGUGAAGAAUAGACUUCUCUAUCACAAAAAGAGGUUCUUGUCGUCCAUCUUCUGCCCUACAGAUUUGAUCGAGACGCAGGAAUCUGAAUCAGAUGCAAGCUCCUUUUGUUCAGACGAUGCGACAGAGACCACAUCUAUGAUUUCUAAUCAUGGCCCCCGUCGCAUGAAAGAGCAUCACAAGAGUUUUUACGCGUCGCCUGAUGGCGUUCGUGCUGUCAAUGCUGUCAUACGACCUUACAUUAUGACAAGCCCGGGCGUCCGUAAGAAUUCCAACUUCGAUAUAAAGGAGACUGUUUUUGAGCUCACGGUAGGCUUUGACUUCCAGCAAGCAUCAGUUGCGCAGACCAGACCAACGAUCAUUUUUUUGCCUAAAUGGCAUUAUCCGAUCCUCACCUACAACAAUGUAGACGUCACUAAUGGAUUCGUUCAACUCGACUCAGAGAACGAGCAAUUGCAUUGGUUUCUUGAUAUGUCUUCAGAACGCCAUGAACCAAACACAGUCGUUGAGCACACUAUUAUCAUAAGAAGACAUCGACUACAAAAAAGGUCAGAUCCUCCUAUAAUUUGCGGAGGCCAGUGA